UGCGAGCUGACCUUGGCACGUUGGCGAUAUCGACAGCAAGGCCGAGGCUUUCGACGGUCCCCACGAUGCCACGCUCUCUCAAACCUCUUGGAGCCGCUUCUUGUGCCGACGAUAUUGAAGAGUUGCCUGCGGCGUUCGUGCGGGACUACCGGCAACACCAAGCCGUGACGUAUCAUGCCUUCACCGCGGAAGAGGUGACAAUGGUCCGGCAAGGCCUUUUGUCGUGGUAUGACGAAAACCGCCGCAGGCUGCCCUGGCGGGGUGAUCCUCCCCCCUGGACAAGAACAUCAACGCCAGCAGCAUCUGCAGCACCAGGUGCCGCGACAAGCCGCAAGGGCAAGACAUCUAAAGCCGCCAAGGAGAACGCUGCACAGCCCCGCCUCACGGCCUUCUUUGGCAGCAAGCCAAAACAACAACAGCAGGGACAACAUCCAACGGAGGUUGCUGCUCUCAGGAAAGGCAGCAACGGCAGCGGCGGAGGGGCAAAAAAGAUGAGGAGCACGGGAAUUACAACGGAAUCCGAGCUGGGCCUGAAGCAGCAGCGGCAGCAAGAGGGAAACGACGUCCUGUCGCUAGCAGUAGAAGAGGAACAACCAAGCCUGCUGAAGAGAAUACCGACAAGUGCGUACGGGACUUGGGUGUCCGAAGUGAUGUUGCAGCAGACGAGGGUGGAGACGGUGAUCGACUACUACGUCAAGUGGAUGACGCUAUUCCCGACACCGAACGAUCUUGCAGCGGCCAGCCUAGAACAGGUAAAUGAGGCGUGGGCAGGACUGGGGUACUAUCGUCGAGCCAAGAUGCUCCACGAGGGCGCGAAGAAGGUCGUGUCGGACCACAGCGGCUGUCUCCCGGGCAUGGCAAAAGAACUGAAAGAUCUACCUGGGAUCGGGCCGUACACAGCAGGAGCCGUGGCCUCCAUCGCCUUCGGGGAGUGCGAACCGUUGGUGGACGGAAACGUGAUCCGGGUGCUGGCGAGGCUGCGGGCAGUUGGCUCUGACCCCAAAAAUGCAGGCCUCAACAAGCUUUGCUGGGAUCUUGCCGGCAGUGUCGUCGACCCUGGAAGACCGGGCGAUUUCAAUCAGGCUUUGAUGGAGCUAGGCGCGACCGUCUGCGCGGUCAAGAAUCCCUCCUGCUCUGCCUGCCCUGUAAGGACGUCAUGCCUCGCCGAUAAGCUUACCUCCGCAGGAUCCAAAGGACCCAAACACGCGGCAUCUUUUACGAGGGGCACCGUUUUUGCGGUAGGCAGCAGCAGCAGCAGCAGCAGCAGCAGCAGCAGCAGCAGCAGCAGCAGCAGCAGCAGCAGCAGCAGCAGCAGUAGCAGGAUGGCCGAGCCUCCCCCCUCAUCCGUUGUCUCACGAGAGAACGGUGAGCUGGGCGCUUGCGGUUGCACUGUGUGCGAGGUUGGCGAGGAUGGGAUGGCGGUGGUACCAAUGGCCGUGACGGACUUCCCGCGGAAGGCUGCCAAGACGCUGGUGAAAGAUCAAGCGCUCUCGGUGUCUGUAGUUGAACGCGACGGACCAGCGGGCCCGCAGGUCCUACUCGUCAAACGUCCGGAAACGGGGUUGCUUGCCGGUCAGUGGGAGUGCCCCUGCGUUAUGCUUAGGGAUGGGUCGGAGCCAAGGAACUCUGAUGCCGGAAAUCGGGCAAGAGGGACUGUUGAUCCUUCGCCCGAUGUGCCGGAGAAGGAAAGGUUGCGAUUGGUGGACGCCUUCCUGUUUUGUGAUCUGGGCAUCUCCGAGACCCUCGUUCGAAGCAGAGCGAGCGUAGGCACCGCAACGCACGUGUUUUCUCACUUGAGGCACACCAUGCAGGUGGAACGCAUAGAGAUCGCGAGUGAACCUGGCAUGGAUGACAAAGUUGGCACAACCAACUCUCGGGAGAAUCGCUGGGUGGAUGUUUCCGACAUGGGCGGGGUGGGCAUCACCACCGGCAUGAAGAAGGUGCUAGCUCUUGCUAGCAAAGCACGUGCCAGCAGCAGCAGAAGCAGCAGCGGUGCCAAGAAGGGGACGAAAAGGGACGCGAAGAGAAAAAUCGACGAGGAACCCAACGAGAGAACCACGAAGCAAACCAAGGGUGCUAUAAAAUGAUCCACGCAAGCUGUUGGUUCAUGUCCCCGCCCCCGUCCGCUCCCUGCUGUUGCCGAGGUGCCCUAGUAUUCCCAAUAUUUAGCACCAUGGAAUCACGAGAGGCAAUGGUAGGAGCAUUCGGCAUUCGUAAGCUGGCGAUGGAGGCGGCGAGGAAGGGGUGCGUUCGGCUGCUAUAUUUCGGCCUAGUUGCGGGAAGACGGGGGAAAUGGCUGACGUAUCACACGAGAGCAACGUAUCGCUGGAGUAUAUCCCUUCAAUGGUGUCCAUCGACGUUGUCACCCAGGGCCUAGGUUCCAGUCGUUAGGUUGUCAAUUCGAAUCUUGGCGAGUUGUGUUCCCCGGGUUAGCCCUUGAAAAGGAUUGAAGGAACUGAUGUGCCACACCGAAACCUUCUCGGACAACCGAGAGCAAGCAUGGUUGAGGACGUUUCUGUGUGACCGUCACCCAGAUCGGAGCUCUUCUCUUAUCGAGGCAAGGCCGUACAGUAAAUGUUGAACGCUCGAGUGACGGUUACCUGAAGGGAUGGCGAAAGCGUACACAUCCAAGAUUAUGUGAGGAC
Ectocarpus sp. CCAP 1310/34 is the source of this 2645-nucleotide messenger RNA. The record is from the annotation of a GenBank genome assembly. Lineage: Eukaryota; Phaeophyceae; Ectocarpales; Ectocarpaceae.